Messenger RNA from Salvelinus sp. IW2-2015, 6889 nucleotides. RefSeq names its product kinase D-interacting substrate 220b (gene kidins220b). The coding region runs from base 189 to 5471 and encodes 1760 amino acids. Gene Ontology annotation, molecular function: protein kinase regulator activity; PDZ domain binding. Lineage: Eukaryota; Metazoa; Chordata; Actinopteri; Salmoniformes; Salmonidae. The record is from RefSeq and is a predicted model, not a curated record. The transcript is spliced from 31 exons.
AGUUGACGAACAGUGAGGAAACCACCCUGACGUGCUGUUUUUCUGGUCCACUAAAAUGGCUGUUGUCGAGGAUGGGGAAUAAAUAGCCUGUGAGCCUUUACACGCAUAUAAAUCGAGGAUUGAGACGACAACACCGAAGUGUGGAGCAUUUAUAUACGUUUUACUCCAGAGGAGAAGUAGCUGCAGCCAUGGACACCACCACCUCCAUCAAGAUGACCACUCUGGCCAUCCAGAACCUCUUCAGCUACGUGGAGGAGGAGAACCUGGCAGCACUCAAGGCCCACCUGGACAAGUUCAAGGAGGUGGAUGGCAGGAGUGACAAUGGGCAGACACCCCUGAUGCUGGCUUCAGAGCAGGGCAGUAUUGAGAUAGUACAGGAGCUCAUCAGGAGAGGAGCCAAUGUUAACCUGGACGAUGUGGACUGCUGGUCUGCUCUGAUCUGUGCUGCUAAGGAGGGCCAUGUAGAUGUGGUGAAGGAGCUGCUAGACAGCAGUGCUUACAUGGAACACAGAGACAUGGGAGGCUGGACGGCCCUGAUGUGGACUGCCUACAAGGGCCGCGUGGAGGUAACCAAGGUUCUCCUUGACAACGGAGCCAACCCCAACACUACUGGACAGCAAUACAGUGUGUACCCCAUCAUCUGGGCAGCAGGCAGAGGUCAUGCUAAGAUCGUCCAGGUCCUGCUGGAAAAUGGAGCCAAGGUCAACUGCUCUGACAAGUACGGCACUACCCCUCUGAUCUGGGCAGCCAGGAAGGGCCAUUUUGACUGUGUGAUGCACCUGCUGGAGAACGGAGCCGAUGUCGACCAGGAGGGGGCGAACUCGAUGACAGCUCUGAUUGUGGCAGUGAAGGGAGGUUUCACUGAGGUGGUGAAGGAGCUUCUGAAGAGGAACCCUAACGUGAACAUGACGGAAAAGGACGGAAACACAGCCCUGAUGAUCGCUGCCAAGGAGGGCUACACUGAGAUAGUACAGGACCUGCUGGACGCUGGCACCUACGUCAACAUACCAGACAGGAGUGGAGACACGGUGCUUAUCGGGGCAGUGAGAGGAGGCCAUGUGGAGAUAGUGAGGGCUCUGCUGCACAAAUACGCUGAUAUCGACAUCAGAGGACAGGAUAACAAGACAGCCCUGUACUGGGCCGUGGAGAAAGGCAACGCCACCAUGGUGAGAGAUAUCCUUCAGUGCAACCCCGACACAGAGACCUGCACCAAGGAUUCAGAGAGCCCUCUGAUCAAGGCCAUUAAGAUGAGGAAUAUUGACAUAGUGGAGCUUCUGCUGGACAAAGGAGCCAAGGUGUCAGCUGUGGAUAAGAGAGGCGACACACCUCUCCACAUCGCCAUACGUGGCCGGAGCCGCAGGCUGGCGGAGCUCCUCCUCCGUAACCCGAAAGAUGGCCGCCUGCUGUACCGGCCCAACAAGGCCGGCGAGACGCCCUACAACAUCGACUGCAGCCACCAGAAGAGCAUCCUCACCCAGAUCUUUGGAGCCCGCCACCUGUCCCCUGCUGAGUCUGACGGAGACAUGCUGGGUUAUGACCUGUACAGCAGUGCCCUGGCAGACAUCCUCAGUGAGCCCACCAUGCAGCCACCCAUCUGUGUGGGCUUGUACGCCCAGUGGGGCAGCGGCAAGUCCUUCCUGCUCAAGAAACUGGAAGAUGAGAUGAAGACGUUUGCUGGCCAGCAGGUGGAACCGUUGUUCCAGUUUUCCUGGAUGGUGUUGUUCCUGUCCCUGCUGCUGUGUGGUUCUGUAGCUCUGGUCCUGGGCUUCACCGUCGACCCUAAGCUGGCCAUUGCCGUCUCCCUGAGCCUGCUGGCCCUGGUCUAUGUCUUCUUCGUGGUGGUGUACUUCGGCAGUCGUCGUGAGGGGGAGAACUGGAACUGGGCAUGGGUGAUCAGUACCCGUCUGGCACGACACAUUGGCUACCUGGAGCUGCUGCUCAAACUGAUGUUCGUCAACCCCCCUGACCUGCCCGAACAGACCACUCGCGCACUUCCCGUCAGGUUCCUGUUCACGGACUACAACCGUCUGUCCAGUGUGGGAGGAGAGACCAGCCUGGCAGAGAUGAUAGCCACCCUGUCUGAUGCCUGUGAGAGGGAGUUUGGCUUCAUGGCCAGCCGCCUUUUCAGGGUCUUCAAGACGGAGGAAUCACAUGGGAAGAAGAAGUGGAAGAAGACAUGCUGCGUUCCCUCCUUCGUCAUCUUCGUCUUCAUCCUGGGCUGCCUGAUCACCGGCAUGGCCCUCCUCGCCGUCUUCAAGGUGGACGUUGCCAACCAGACGGUGAACGCUGUGCUGAUCGCCAUGGCCAGCGUGGUGGGCCUGGCGCUGGUGCUCAACUGCCGGACCUGGUGGCAGGUGGCCGACUCGGUGCUAAACUCCCAGAGGAAGAGGCUGCACAGCGCCGCCAACAAGAUGCACAAGCUCAAGAGCGAGGGCUUCAUGAAGGUGUUGAAGAAUGAGGUGGAGCUGAUGGCGAGGAUGGCUAAGACCAUCGAUGGCUUCACUCAGAACCAGACGCGACUGGCUGUCAUCAUAGACGGCCUGGACUCCUGUGAACAGGACAAAGUACUGCAGAUGCUGGAUACGGUGAGGGUGCUGUUUUCCAAAGGCCCCUUCAUCUCCAUCUUCGCCAGCGACCCCCACAUCAUCAUCAAGGCCAUCAACCAGAACCUGAACAGCGUGCUCAGGGACUCCAACAUCAACGGCCAUGACUACAUGAGGAACAUCGUCCACCUGCCCGUCUUCCUCAACAGCCGGGGGUUGAGUAGCGCCAGGAAGAUGUGUGUGGCAGCGCCUGCUAACGGAGACACCAGCAACUCAGACGGUAAUCCGUACCAAUCAGACGGCUGGCAUGAGGAGCUGGACAGGAAGCUAUCCCAGCACAGCAUCGGAGAGAUGACAAAGUUUGGCAGCAAGACCACCCUAAACCGCAGGGACACAUACCGGCGCAGGCAGAUGCAGAGGACGGUGACGCGGCAGAUGUCCUUUGACCUGAGCAAGCUGCUGGUGACAGAGGACUGGUUCAGUGACAUCAGUCCCCAGACCAUGAGGAGGCUGCUCAACAUAGUCUCUGUCACAGGUCGUCUGCUAAGGGCCAAUCAGAUCACGUUCAACUGGGACCGCCUGGCGUCGUGGAUCAACCUUACUGAGACGUGGCCCUACAGGACCUCCUGGCUCAUCCUAUUCCUGGAGGAGACGGAUGGCAUUCCUGACCAGGCCGCCCUCAAGACCAUCUAUGAGAGGAUCUCCAAAAACAUUCCCACCACUAAAGAUGUGGAGCCCCUGUUGGAGAUUGACGGGGAUGUGCGUAGCUUCGAGGUGUUCCUCUCCUCCCGUACCCCGGUCCUCAACUCGCGCGACAUGAAAACCUUCCUACCCUGCACCGUCAACCUCGACCCCAAACUACGAGAGAUCAUCGCAGACGUGCGUGCUGCCAGGGAGCAGAUGAGCAUCGGAGCGGUGCCCUAUCCCAGCCUGCCCUUGCAGGAGGCCGCUCCCCGUCCUACCUCCGUCUACAGCCAGCAGUCAGGCAUGUCCGCCUACUCCCCCUCCUUCAACGGGCCCUUCAACCCGCCAGGGGUGGUGUCCCCACCGCCACACAGCAGCUACUACAGUGGCAUAGCUGGCCCCCAGCACCCCUUCUACAACAGGCCAUAUUUCCCCCAUCAUGUUUACCAGCUGCCACGCCAGUACGUGGGCACUUUCCCUGUUCAUGCACCUCCACCACGUCCAUUCCCACAUAAAAGUGGCUUUCCCCGGGAUCCGAGCAGUGGACACCCGUUAAAGGUACCGUCUUUGAAAAAGAAGCAGGGUUCUGCCUCUGUGGUGUCGGCCACCCCGGUCAUCCUCCUGAGCUCCAUGAACACAGACGCAGUGUGUGAGCGCGUCAAACAGAUCGAGGGCAUCGACCAGAGCAUGCUGGUCCAGUACACAGCCACCAUCAAGAAGGCUAAUGUGAACGGCAGAGUUCUGACCCAGUGCAACAUCGAUGAACUGAAGAAUGAGAUGAAAAUGAACUUUGGAGACUGGCAGCUCUUCAGAGGAACUGUGUUGGAGAUGCGUCAUGUGGAGAGCCAGGUGCUUCAUGAGGAGGCUCCCAGCGAGAUGGGCAGCAGUGUGGCGGGCCAUGGGGAACCGAGGCGCCAGGUCGCCCCGCCCCAAGCUGGCGCCGCCAACCUCGACGCCAACUCACCGAUGUACAGCUUCAACCUGAGCUUUGAGGAGCUAAGCAACGUGGGACUGGAUGAGCCUCCCAGGCACAGCAACAACACAUGGAUGGCCCCGACCCACCGCACCCCCAGCAUGUCCAGCCUCAACUCCCCGGAGUCGUCCAACGACAUCGUCAAGCUGACUGAAAAGCAGCAAUCCGAGUACCGCAACGCCUACCAGGAGUACAUCGCCCAGAUGGCCACGCUGGAGGUGGGCGGAGGCGGGGGAGAGAAGCCCGUCCAGCCCCACCCCAACCAGUUCAUGACCUCCUCCAGCUCCGAAGAUAAGACCAAGGACAAGGCUACUGCCAAGAGGAGCACCACCAAGCCCCCCGCUGUAGACGCCCCAGACUUCACCAACGCUGAAGCCGCCCUGGACCCCAUCACAGAGGAAGAUGAGAAGCAGGACCCCCAUGGCUCCUCCAAAACCCUGCUGGGCCGCAAGGCCUCCGGAUCCAGCGACAGGGGGAGCGGCCUGUUUCUGGGAGCCACCGAUCUCAAGUUGAAGGCCACCGGCGGGCUGCGUUACGAGAAGCUGACCAGCGACGACGAGGAUUCAGAGAACUCCGACACUCCUCUCCUGGGCGACGGGAAGAAGCCCGGUGAAACCAAAGCAUCCUCCUGCAGCAGCUCCCUGGCCCUGGCUAAGGGGAAAGAAUAUCUCUCCGAUGCCAUGCUGGAUAAGAAGGAUUCGUCGGACUCUGGCAUGCGGUCCAAUGAGAGCUCCCCCAACCACUCUCUGCAAGACGAGGAGGCCGACCUUUCCCAGCUGGAAAGGGCCAACCUCAUCGACCUGGACCAGGAGGAGAGCCAGAGCCUGGCAGCCAGGAAGAGGGGUCUGCCCAGCAGCCUGAGUGGUCUCCAGGACCCGGCUGUGGCCCGCAUGUCCAUCUGCUCCGAGGACCAGUGCAGCCUGCUGGCCAGCAGCCCCGAAGAGAGCUGGCCCUCGUCCAAGAACUACAACCUGAACCGCACGCCCAGCAACACCACCCUCAACAAUAACACCAACGCCCAGCAGCAGCGUUGCCCAGGGCAGAGUGCUCCGGUGGGGUCGACCGACACUACCUGCUCCACCCCUACCUCCUCCUCCACCAGCGAGAUCAUCGUCUCCCCGGGUUCCGGCACCACCAAGUCCGGGCCGCACAACGAAAACGUGCGCGUGGUGCACCUGAAGCGGGGGCUGAACCCCGGGGAUCCCCCAGAGAUCACCAGUGUGUCCUCCGACACCGUCACCUUCGGAGAGGAGCGCGAGAGCAUCCUGUGAGCCUCCCCGCCCACGUCGUACCCAGGAGGGAGACGCCUGGAGAGCACUCAGUCAGUAGAUCUUUGGUGUGGUAGUCUGAACAACGCAUGAGUAGCAAGGUACCAUAGCUAGCUAAAUGGGUAGAUAAAUUAAGAUUUUAGGGCUAUAUGUUCCUAGGUGUGUACUACGUAGAUAGCCUCGUUAAACCGGCCUGAUUUUGCGUGCUCACAUUCUGUUUUACUUUAGUGAAAUAAAAGGAGAGCGCAGCGGUCGGUCUGGUUUCACGAGGCUACUAUGUACUGUAGAGGCAGCGUACUAAUGUUGUAUUGUGUAUUUUUAUCAUCUGAAGUGAAGUGACCCAUACUAACUAUAUUGGUAGUUACUUACAGUAUAAUUGACAACUAAUUGCAUACAGUGACUGACAACUAUCUGUGAAUUGUCCCGCACUAGAGCAAGCAUUUUAAGCUUGAGUGCCAGUCUGUUUGUGCUAUCAGGCCAACUUCUUGUCACUCAUUGUCAUGCCAAGGGAUUGACAAGAGCACGAAUCUAUCCGGGACCAGUCUAGGAGCAUGUGCCAACAGUAUUAUUCUUAGCUGCUGCUGCCUAUGUGUGUCAACUAGUGAUGUACGGAGCUUGUGGGUUCUGUACAAUAGAAGAUCGUUGAAAGAAUAAAUGCAAAUGAACACGUGAGCCAAAUUGAACAAAAGUGUGUGUGUGUAGGAUCUGUCUUUGCCAUGUCUCAGCAAAUGUCAUGGAGGAGACUCAACUGAACUGUUCUGCAAUGUUGCUAUAGCCACAGGACUUUUAACUAUGUUUGCAUCCCAAAUGGCACCCUAUUCCCUAUAAAGUGCACUACUUUUGACUAGUCCUAUGGGCCCUCCUUACAACACUAACAAACAGUUGAGGAUUAAAGGGAGGGGACGUUGACACUAAUAUGUGACAAUAAGUGUUUUAAGAAAAAAAUUAGAACAAGAAGUAUGUUCAGAAAAGUUAGUGAUCUCCAGAAGAAUUCAGUUGCAUUCGCCAUGUGAUAAAUUGGACUGUAUGUACGCUUCUUUGUAAUGAACAGUGGUUGUAAAAUCAUUUUGGUUUAUUAAAUGUUGUCAUGGUCUGUCUCGUCCCGUAACACUAGUGCUAUGUAUCCAAUGCCAUUGAAGUAUACAUUUGAUAAGCAGAUGGCAUCGGAUUCACAAAUCUGGCUACAGAUUAUGACCCGUGCGAUGCAUAUGCAAAUUAGUUUGACGUCUGUGCAAAUGUCAGAGUGCCCUCCUGUGUAGCAUGCACUGUGAUGUUCUAUGGUGUAUUUUACCCAGUCUGAUGAUAACCGUGUCGGGGGAAAAAAAUAAGAAAAUAGGGUAUUCUAUCUAUAAAGGAAAAUAAGUGAAUUUUGCCAUCAGACAUUAAUCGGACUGAAAAAUAAAAUCUGGAUGUUGGCCAUA